UUUAAUAAUGGAUACGGUUCCCCUCUGCUCGUGUCCAGUCGUUCUACAGUCUUGCUUCUCAGUGUCUCAUCGCCUAUCCAGCAGCCUGUCACAACAAUUGUCAGCGUCAUCGACUAUCCCAGAUUAUCUGCUUGAUAAUUUGACAUCCGCCUCCGACGCGUCCCGGUAGCGCCUCAGCAUUUGGAGGGCAGCCUGUUAUUUGGAGCUCCUGUGUCGUGCAGUUGUUCAUUGUUGUCACAGUCCCCCUCCUCCAGAUCCACUAGAUAUCGAGACUCUCAGGAACAAUGGCAGCUAUCAUCGAUAACACACAGCUUGCGCCAGCGUCGCCUACAUCUCAAAAGCGAAAACGUGCCGACUCGGACACUCAGCCAUUAACUCCCCCACUUUCCGACUGCUCUCGCGCGCCCGAAGGAACGCGUCUUCUUUCACGCGCUGUCAACGUCUUGUCAACCGCCGCAACCGCGCUUUCGCAAGUCAGCAUCCUGUAUGAAACGGACCCUGUUGCCAGGGAAGGUUUACUCCAAGCCGUCGAACUGAUUACCAGCAUCAAUGAGGCCGGUGGCAAGCUGAUCAUCUGUGGUGUGGGCAAGAGCGGGCUAGUGGGGCAGAAGAUGGUAGCGACCAUGAAGAGCCUGGGGAUAGGCUGCUCUUUCAUGCACGCAGCCGAGGCAAUUCACGGCGACCUCGGUGACAUCAGAAAGGAUGAUGCCAUCAUGUUUAUUUCCUACUCUGGCAAGACAGGCGAGCUCAUGGCUCUACUCGACCACAUCCCCUCGCAUACGCCCAUUAUCGCCGUCACAUCGCACACGCACCCUUCGAAAUGCCCAUUGCUCAGCGAGCGUCCCGACGCUAUCCUGCUUCCUGCACCGAUCCACGAACUGGAGGAAGUUUCCUUUGGCGUUUGUGCACCUACAACCUCUACAACCGUUACAAUCGCUGUCGGCGACAUGCUGGCGCUAACUGUAGCGGAGGCAUUGUACCAGGAAGAGACAAAGAGCGUCUUCAAGAAGAACCACCCAGGAGGAGCCAUCGGCGCGAAGGCGAGGCGUCUGAACAGCGACACAAUCGACAUCACUGUGAGCACGCACGAUGGCUUGAUCACACCGCCAGCGGUCUGAAGCAGUUUUGACAUCUCUUACAUUUGGAAAUGUACUGUCUCGUGGACCAGCUCAUGGAGCAUGCCACACUAAAGAGACACUGUACACGUGUGCUAACACAGAUAUUCUCACAGCGAUAUUUCGCACUCGUGUGCUUUCAGCUACUCAGUUGCACAGCUGAGUCGAUUCCAGCUUCUGGACAAGAGAUACCCCAGGUUCGAGCAAGUGCAGUGCUUGACACGCAUCCUUGUUCCCCACAACAACGACAUGUAACGACUUUUGAAUAAUUAUACCGGAGUACAGGCGAGGCGCAG
This is a messenger RNA of Boeremia exigua, 1411 nucleotides long. RefSeq lists its product as uncharacterized. The transcript has 2 exons. NCBI's taxonomy places the organism in Eukaryota, Fungi, Ascomycota, Dothideomycetes, Pleosporales, Didymellaceae. The record is from RefSeq and is a predicted model, not a curated record. The coding region runs from base 285 to 1118 and encodes 277 amino acids. Gene Ontology annotation, biological process: carbohydrate derivative metabolic process. Gene Ontology annotation, molecular function: carbohydrate derivative binding.